Molecule: messenger RNA, 1095 nt
Organism: Lathyrus sativus (Indian pea)
Lineage: Eukaryota; Viridiplantae; Streptophyta; Magnoliopsida; Fabales; Fabaceae
Source: the annotation of a GenBank genome assembly
AUGGCUCCAUCACGUUGUUGCUGGUUCCCAAUCUACCUCAUAGCCUCUGUCACACUAGGCAUCAUAGCAAUCACCUCAGCAAUUCACUCAAACUCCAAACCUACCCCUCAAGAAAUCCCCCCACAAACUCACACUCUCUCAACAAACGCAACCCAAGCUCUCAAAACCGCAGGUUUCACUUUCAUGGCUGAUCUUCUUCACCGUUCACCACCCUUCUUUCUUCCACCACAAAACUCCACUUUCUUUGCCAUCAAAGACUCCGCUAUCACCAACACUUCACUCCCUCUUUGGUUCCUCAAAAGUCUCCUUCUUUAUCACACCUUCACUACCAAACUCACCAUGCAAGAGCUUCUGAACCAAUCACAAGGAACUUGUAUCACAACCCUUUUCCGCCAAAAGAAUGCUUCCCUAACAAAAAUCGAAACUUUGCAGGAAACUGUAGAGAUUAACCGUGUUUCGAUAUCAAACCCUAAUUUGUUUCUUGGCGAACAAUUCAUCAUUCAUGGUGUUGUUGGACCUUUUUCUUCCAUUCAACGUGAAGAUUUACAAGGUGGUUCCGAUUUCAUUCAUUCACCUACCUGUCCUUCAUCAUCAUCAUCAUCAUCAUCACCAUCACCAUCAUCAUCUGAUACAAACUCAACAUAUACUGGUGCCGAAUUCAAGAAAACCGUCGAAUGGAAUCGAGUUAUUCACUUUCUUGGUUCAAAAGGUUAUUCAUCAUUUUCAAUCGCAUUGCAUUCAGUUCUUGAAGGGCUUCUGAAAGAGUCAGUGAAUUUCGGUUUUGCUUCCGUUACAAUCUUUGCUCCACCAGAUGUGAAUUUACUGAGUUACCCUUCAGCAUUGCUUUAUAGAGCAGUGAAGAUUCACAUUCUGCCUCAGAAAUUAACUUACAAAGAACUCAGCCUUUUUCCUGUUAGGACUUUGUUGAAGACUCUUAUGCCUGAUGAUCAUCUUGAAAUUGAUGGAGUUCUUGGUUUUAUGGCAGGUGUUGUUAUUAAUGGGAUUGAGAUUGUGAAACCUGAUAUGUUUGUUUCUGAGAAAUUUGUGGUUCAUGGAAUUUCUAGAGCUUUUAAGUUGGCUGAGAGUAAUGCUUGA